AAUCCGUCAUGUUUGUUGACAGGAAAAUGGCGAGGUCUUUGCUUGCAGUCUAAAUUUUUUGGUAAAAUAAAGGAAUUUGGCGGUAGUUUUGAAAUUCUAUAUGAUGGAGUAAGAAAGAGCCAGUGGCUUGUGAUAUCAUGGAAACAAUGUUUGACUCAGAAGAAGAACUAGAUGACAUUGACUUGAUGGCCACACAGACUUUUGUCACUGACCUACAAGCAAUGAAUCCUACAGUUGUACAAGUUCAUCAGAAUUCCAAAUCGCCAGUUUCAUCCCAGUCAAAUCAAGUACAGAAGACGGCGACUAUCAUUCAGCCUGCUCAGGCCCACACAGGCCAGCAGCAGUUUAUUGUUACAACAUCUGUAGCGGAGGCCCUUACAGAGCAGAAUCAGAGCAACCAGGAGAAUAUUGCCAUCCACCAAGGAGGCCAAGCGCUCUAUCCAGCACAUGUUCAGUAUGUAGAAGGCAAUGAUCCCAGUAUCUACGCAUCUACAAACGGUCAAAUGGUCCGCUGGAAUAACGAAGGACAACAAUACAGCGGAGAUUAUGGACAAACUACAGUAUAUAACACAUCUUCUGGCACCUACUACCAGACCAGUAGUGGACAGGUGACCACUGGCCUUCCAAACAUGGGAACUGCCAUUCAGACAAUGCAGGGCCAUAUAUUAACACAGCAGGGUGGUAACACCUAUCUCAUACAAGGUGGUACAAUGGACGGUAGGGGACCAUUAAAACAUAAAACCAGGGGAUCACCUUCAACAGUUCAGUGGUUGAUAGAUAACUAUGAGACAGCAGAUGGCGUGAGUCUGCCACGCAGCACUUUAUAUAAUCAUUACCUGAGACAUUGUCAGGAACAGAAUCUUGAUCCAAUGAAUCCAGCUUCCUUUGGUAAACUUAUACGCUCUGUGUUCCUUGGGCUGCGUACAAGAAGGCUCGGAACUAGAGGCAAUUCAAAGUACCAUUAUUAUGGUAUUAGAAUUAAAGCAAAUUCUCCCUUAAAUCAAUUUACUGAUGAUCAGACUAUGGCUAUGAGACAACAACCUUUAUAUCAGGGCAAAAAAUUUCGCCCGAAGUCUGAGGGUGGAGACGGAGGUUAUGGAGGAUCAGAAAGUCAGCAUCAACAUGAUGGUCCCACCACACAGCAGCAACAGCAUCAACAGUUCUUGGGGGAUGCUUCAGGGGCAAUACCGAACUUUGGUGAAAUCGAUGUAACCUCGAACCCCCUGCCCGAGGGUUUAUGGGCUAUGGAUCAUAUCCCUCAUUUUAAAAAAUGAAACAGAGAGAAAAUCCCUGAGGCAAUUGUAGAUGUAGUUGUUAAUCUCCAGUUUUCCCUGAUAGAGGCAUUGUGGCAGGGAUUCUGGAGAAAUCAGUCUCCUGAUAAUGACUAUGAGAGACGGUUACCCAGGGAUAAAUUAUAUACAAUGUGUAGAUAUGAGCCAGUGAUGGACUAUGUCCGUAAAUCUGAUUACAUGUUUUACCAAGCCCUUGUUGAAGUCCUUAUUCCUGAUGUUCUUAGACCUAUUCCAAGUUCUUUGACUCAAGCCAUCAGGAACUUUGCCAAAAGUCUUGAGAAUUGGCUAAAAGGAGCCAUGACCAAUGUGCCUGAUGAAAUGAUGAAAACUAAGUUGGGAGCAGUGAGUGCCUUUGCCCAGACACUUCGAAGAUACACGUCCCUGAAUCAUCUUGCUCAAGCUGCAAGGGCAGUAUUACAGAAUACCUCACAGAUCAAUCAGAUGUUGACUGACCUAAACAGAGUGGACUUUGCUAAUGUUCAGGAGCAAGCUAGUUGGGUUUGUCAAUGUGAUGAUAGCAUGGUACAGCAGUUAGAACAGGACUUCAAAAAGACACUUCAAGCUCAGAAUUCCCUGGAACAGUGGGCAAUCUGGCUUGAAGGUGUAGUUAAUCAGGUCCUUAAACAACACGAAGGAAAUCCAAACUUUCCAAAAGCAGCUAGACAGUUUCUUCUCAAGUGGUCUUUUUAUAGCUCAAUGGUUAUCAGAGAUCUUACUCUACGUAGUGCAGCCAGUUUUGGUUCAUUUCACCUCAUUCGUUUAUUGUAUGAUGAGUACAUGUUUUAUCUUGUUGAACAUAAAGUUGCCUCGGCAACUGGUGAAACACCCAUAGCUGUCAUGGGGGAGUUUGUGGAUCUAAGCAGUGCUGUGGCCAUGAGCUUCUCUGAGGCAGAUAUGGAUAAGAAGUUAGAUGUAUCAUCUUUAAACAAAACAUCCAGCAACAUAGUCAGCAAACCACCCACCCUCAUACAAGCACCUUUAAACAAAACAACAGGGGCUGCAACAUCCCUGAUUAACAGAACAACAGCAGAGAAUAUAGGUGGGACAUCAGGGGCAACAACUCUGAUGGUCCUCACAACUAGCACAUCGGGUACAGCCAAUCACAACGGCUCUGUAGGUAUGAUGUCAUCAGGCAACACUGGCACUCUGGCAGUGAAAACAGCAACUACCACCGGAGCAAUGGGUGGAGCAAAGACAAUUGUUGUAAUGCCAGUCUCAAAUAAUUAUGCUGCUGGUGAUGGUGCCACAGCAAAACGCUUUAAAAUAGAAUAGUUAGAAACACACUGAACUAUAUAUCUCUCAUAUUUGCCAUACACUCGUCAUUCAUAUGGACAGAUGUAGUUCAGAAAACUAGUGUUGAAUGCCAAUUUGGAUGGUAUACAAGAUAAUGACCAAGUUCCAUUGGUUGUUUAAAGCUGCUGCUCUGAACUGAUGAAAAGCUCACUUGUCUUGAUUAAUAGUUGUGUUGUUGUUUGUUUUAAAUAUUUUUUUAACAAUUUUUAUUGUUGAAUGUUUGUCAAGAUUUUUUUUUUAUAUCAACAGAGAAAAAAAAGCUAAUUUAGUAUAAUUUGUUAACACAAUUUAUAAUCAGAAUCAUUUUUUAAUAAAGAAAUUUUUUGUCUUAUCAAAAGUUGUUAAAUAGUUUGUUAGAAUAGUAAAAAUUGUAUACUUUACUUUGAGAGUUACACUUAUCCAACAGAUGCAAUGAUCUUUAAAUCGUUGAAUGUCAAAAAUGUAGUUGAUGAUUUGCGGUUUAUUCUGCUGUUUUGCAUUCAACAUUGUUUAUGUGCUACUUGUUUUAUGAAUGCUUUUAUAGUUAUUUUAUAUAUUUUAUCAUCUGUGUAUCAUUAUUUUUGCAAGCAUAGAUUAGUUUUAUGUGCUUUUUUUACCUGAAUACUUCAUUUAGGUAGUUUACACCUCAAUUAUAGUAUGGGAAAGAUAUUUUUUUAAAAUUGGCUCAAGUGAAAAGUUCCAAGUACACUGUGCGUUGUCUUGGUUUGUUAAGUUAUGUGUUAAAAUUAUCUAACCCUUAAAAAGUUGUAAAUUGCACUGGAAGCCUUGAAUAGCUUUUUACCUGUCUGAAAGAUUGCUGGUAUUUUAGUAUAAUGACGAAAAAAGCUGGCCAAAAUAUCUUGAAAAGUUUAUCUACUAUCUAAACAAAAGUUAGCUGCUGUUUUGAGAACAUGUUAAGCGUUGAUGUCUAAAAGAGGUUUAGUUGAAAGCAGUCUUUACUUUGGGAAUAAUGAUUUUAAGGUGUUACUGUUGUCAAACUUUUGAAUUCCAAAAUGAUCACUAUGUCACUUCAUAUUCAGUAAACAUUAACGACUAGGAAUUUGUGUUCAAACAUUGUCGUCCUUGUGUUUUAUUGUAUUGUGUUUUAAAUUGUUUUUUCUACACAUUUGAAACUUGUAAAUAAUAGUUAAAAAAAAUUGUAAAUACAAUUAUAUUUAUAUACAUUUGUAGUCAUUUUGUCUUGUAUUUUGUGUGUGGAGGACAUAAAGUCUGCAAGGGGGUCUAGUAAUGUUACAUUUUGGAUAUGAAAGAAGCAAAGGUGCUGAAUUAAGAGAAUAUUUGAAGAUACUCGUAUAUAUUGUCAACAAUACUAUAUAUUUACCUUAAUGAGGACGAAAUAUGGUAGUUAAUUGGGCUCUCAUUUUUUAAUUUUUGUAUUGGGGAAACCUAAGAUACUGAAGUCCUGCAGUGAAUUGACGAUAAUUUCCUCCUUGUGUUUAUGUAAGCAGAGUAUAACUAGUCGAGCAGGGUACACAUGUAUAUAUAGAAGACCAUUAAAUUGAAUUGCUAUGUCUGAUAAUAAAGUGUAAAAGAUAUAUUGAAGUGGCCUUGAUUUUUUUUUGUUACAGAAAUUACUAGACAUUAAUUUUUCUAUUGCCAUAUAGAUUGUUCUAUAUUUUAAUGUAGAUGUAGUGAUUUUACUUUGGGUGUGAGAGAUAUUUUAGUAUUUUAUUAUUAUUUAAGACCACUUGUUUCAGAGCACAAGAAAAAAUCAAAUUUAUUAUAUACAACAGCUGUUAUUUCUGUGGUACAUGAAAUUGUGAUACAUUUUAUUGAAUGUAUUUUAUUCAAUAAUCUUUUUUCUUUCUACAUUUUAACAUUUUUCAGAAAGAGAUACAUAUUUCUUUUACGGCAAAAAUAAAUUAAAUGCUUUCUUUGCAGUAAUUAAUGAUCUGGAAAAUUUGGAAAGAUUUGACCUUCUUUUCUCAAAUGUUGAAGAAAAAAAAGUCUAGAGAAAAACAACUUAUGUUUGUUAAACGAGUUGAACAGGUAGUGAAAACUGAACAAGUAUUUGUCAAAAAUUGUCAUAUGAAAAUACAUUUUUCACUUUCAGUCCCUAACAUUGUUUUAAGCUAAAACAGAAUCAUCUAUUUUGUCAAACCUUGUGACAAGGUCAUGUUUUAUUUGAUAACUUGCAUGUCAGGUGGUGUUUUUUUUUGCCAUAUUUAAUGUUUUAAAAAGUUAUAAUGUUGCUAUUUAUUUCAUCAUUUAUCUUUCUUAAUUGUAAGUUCAUGUUGGGCUUAAUAAUGUGUUCAGUUUUGUAACUGUAUGUCAUGUUCUUUUUUUUUUUUAUCAAGUUUGUUAAAAGAUGCAAGUUGUUUGAAAGUUUCUAAGUCUAGUGUCAUAUUGACAAUGUCUACAAGGCUAAGGAUAAAUGACUUUGCUGAUGAAAAUGAGUUAUAGCAUAAUUAAAAAAAUUUACGUGGAAUGUCACAUUUGUACAAAGAAUGGGACAUUACAAUUCUUGGUGUUUUAAUUCUGAUUUAGUUAUUUUUUUCUACUCUUGGAAAAAAAUGUAGGUGACUUCUGUCGGGAUCACAACUUUAGUUUGCUUAUUCUAGAGUUAAACCUUUUUUUUAUAGUGAAUUCAGAUUUUACAUUGUUUUCUUACUGAUUAUACAGAGGUUUUACAGGUCUUUAUUUUUAUAUUCAGAGGCCGAGUUCAAUUGUUUAGCUUUGCAUCUCAGUUUUAUUUUCUUAUUUAUUUUCUUAUAAGGAAAAACUUUUCUUUUCGUUGUUUUUUUUUUCUUUCAUCAUAUGUGCUGAAUGGUGACACUGGAAAAGAACAAUGUUGGUUUACAUUGUAGUUAGUUAUUGUUUUAAGUAUUGUUGAAAAGUUGAAAUGCUCAGUUAAAUCUCUGUUAAUCUCCUCAUUUGUGAAUAAUUUAACAAAGAUCCAUAUAACAAUAGUUCUAAUAUUUUAAACUUCCAUCAAGUAAUUUAUUCUCUGUGUCAUUGAUUAAAUAACCAGAUGACUUGCCAUUUCUUCCAACAUUAUUGAAACAUUGAAAUAUUUUAAUCAUUUCUUUGAUAUUAGCAAAGAACAUAUUUUGCAGACAUUUUAAUAAGAGUACAGAAAAUCAUUUGAAAUCAGUAUAUAUAGUUAUCAUUUACAAAAUCUCUUUUCUUAUAAAAUAGAUGGUGGUCAUGGUCUUUAAAAGUAGAUAUCAAGAGAAAAAUCAGUCUUAUAAGUUCUUGUAUUAUUACUUUGUAAAGAGAAUGUUGGAACCAAGUCCCUACAAUAUUUAUAAAUUUAUAAAAACAAGAAUUGUAAAAUUUGCCUAGCUGUAGUCUGUGAACAUUUUGUACAGUAUUAUCUUUUCAUAUGCAAAAUGAAAGAGAGAUAUUUGGAUAUUCUAUCUUAAUUAAAAGUGUUUGAAAGCCCA
Molecule: messenger RNA, 5971 nt
Organism: Ruditapes philippinarum (Manila clam)
Lineage: Eukaryota; Metazoa; Mollusca; Bivalvia; Venerida; Veneridae
Product: DNA-binding protein RFX2-like
Biological process (GO): regulation of transcription by RNA polymerase II
Molecular function (GO): RNA polymerase II cis-regulatory region sequence-specific DNA binding; DNA-binding transcription factor activity, RNA polymerase II-specific
Source: RefSeq, a predicted model, not a curated record